Messenger RNA from Bolinopsis microptera, 1399 nucleotides. RefSeq lists its product as uncharacterized. The record is from RefSeq and is a predicted model, not a curated record. Lineage: Eukaryota; Metazoa; Ctenophora; Tentaculata; Lobata; Bolinopsidae.
UUUCACUCAACUAGCUGUAAUAGAAGUAUUCCCGUAUCACUUUGUUGUCCACUUUUUCGUCAGAAGUACAAUGUUCCGUUUUAUCCUGUUCGUUGUUUCUAUAGUUAUUGCACUUCUUGGCACCACUACCGCGGAAGGUGAUAGCAAGAGUUACACAGCUCUACGGUUUGCUUAUGACAGUUCGAGUCAUAUUGCCUUCGACCCAGAUAUGAGCUCAAUGACUGAAAAGUUUUCAGUAUGUUUGUGGAUUAAGAAGAUUGUAUCAGGAAAUGGCAAUUGUCCAUUCGCAUACGGUGGCCAUACUCACUUCGAGAUAUUUAUGACAGACAGCGGCUACUACAACAGACUGUUUAAAUCAACCUCACUUGACGGUACUCUGACCAGCAAGUUUACAACGACGGCAGGAAAUUGGUAUACAUAUUGCUCGACGUGGAGCUUGGCUUCCAGAACCUUUAGAGUGUAUGUGAAUGGGCACCUCGCCGGAACCCAAACCACACCAUCCGGGAGGAGGCUGACCACAGGAUAUAAGCUAGUUUUGGGGGCUUAUCAUACAGAUGGAGCUCAGCAAUUUGGGGGCGAAAUUUUCAACUUGAAUGUGUUUUCUAAAGAACUGACUGCUACGGAGAUAGCUAUCAUGGCUGCAAAAGGUCUCUGUACAGAUACACCUGAAGAACUGGAGGAUUAUAGAAUAAUUAAGUGGGAACAAAUUAUGAAACUUACCAGAUCUGGCACAGUGACUGACGUUAUUGACCCGAGAUGUGUAGCUGCUCAUGAACUACAGGGCACGAAAAGAAAACUGGAGACUGCUGUCGGAGAAAAGAAUAGCGUCGAACUCUCCCAGAACCUGACGCGGGCAGAGCUGCUGAAAGUUCAAGGACUCUUCAACUCAACACAGGAGGAUCUAGAGGAGGUCAAGAGAGAGCUGAAUGAAACGAAGAGUGCGCUUGUGGAUACCCAGUCGGAGCUUGAAGAUGCCCAGUCGGAGCUUGAAGACACCCAGUCGGAGUUAAAGAAUGUCACUGAGUACAAAUGUCCGAUCAGCAAGGGAAAUGUGACUAAGUGGGAUAUCUUCUAUUCUCCUACCUACUAUAAUAAACCCUUCACCCGUCGGCUUUACCAACAACUCCGCACAACUUGGGACUCAGUCAGCAAGCAACUGUUUGGAGUCACGAUGACAGACACGAUUAUCAAACUGGCAAAAAACCUGGACUGUGAAGAUAAGGAAUUUUCGUAGUUCUUGACAUGUCAUGUGAAGAUAACUGUGAAGCUUUGAUUGGACGAUGGAGUUUACUGAAGCAGUGCGACCUUUUCUACUAAAAAUGUUCUACUUCUACAAAAACAAUAAUUAGAAUUAUAAUUUACAUAUUGUAUGCCCACUUUAAGGGUAUAUAAGUUAAUC